AUGUCCAAGUUCUGCGCAUUCCAUAGGGAUCAUGGCCAUGACACAGAGGAAUGCAUCCAGUUUAAGAAAGAAAUCGAAGCCCUAAUAAGAAGGGGAUACCUGUCAAAGUUUAUAAAGAAAGAAGAUCCGCAAAGGGAACCUCUCGAGCAGAGGAGGCCCAGCGUAAAAGAGAAGGAAGAGCAGGUCGUAGGGGAGAUUGCGGUGAUCUUCGGAGGAUCCGCUAGCGGAGGAGACAGCGGGGGUGCUCGUAAAAGAUAUGCUAAAAAGGAGCUCUCGAUGGAGAAGGGGGAAAAAAGUAGUAAACGAAACAAAAAAGAUGAUGACAUAACCUUUGACAGCAGAGACAAAGAAGGGGUACAACAGCCACAUGAUAACGCACUGGUGCUCUCCCUACUGGUGGCGAAUUACAGAGUCAGACGCAUAUUGAUAGAAACUGGGAGCUCAACAAACGUCAUGUUCUGGUCGGUCCUGGUAGGAAUGAAAAUCGGUAAGGAAUGA
Molecule: messenger RNA, 498 nt
Organism: Malania oleifera
Lineage: Eukaryota; Viridiplantae; Streptophyta; Magnoliopsida; Santalales; Ximeniaceae
Exons: 1
Coding region: 1-498 (165 amino acids)
Source: RefSeq, a predicted model, not a curated record